AUGUACACCAGGUCUUUCCUUGGAAACGAUACCAAAGGUAAUAAGAAAAUAGUGUUUUAGGCUUCUCCUCUGUUUGGUGAGUGAUUCUUGAUUUUACCGAUUGAAUCUAUUUCUUGUUUCACAGGGAAAUCAGCCAGCGGUUUGUCCUCAGGUGCCAAAGCAGGUAUAGCAGUGACCGUGCUGUUAUUGGUAGGCCUGGGUUUUGGUACCGCAGCCUGGUGGUUCUACAAACAUAAAAAAGGGAAACAUUUGUUGGAUAAUCAACAGUUUAACAAUCCGGUUUAUUUCUCCUCCGAGAAUCAAGCGGUAGAUAGUAGCAAAAACGUUAAAGGCUAGAUAAUAGGAUUAUCCUAAAAGGGUGGAAUGAAAUAAGUCGGUAGAGAUUACAGCAUUUAAUAAUGUCCUUUGCUAUUUGUUCAUCAAAAGAUAGUAGAAAUAGUUGGCACCGGCCUUUUAAAAUGAUAUGAACCGUUUACCCAUGUACUUAAUAGAAGAUUUACAGUAAUUGAUUGAUGGAUUCAUUUGUAAAUUAUAGAUUAGUACCUAAAUUUUUUUUUAUUUAGCUAGGUUUCCUUUUAACAUUGUCACUGUCGUUGUUAAUAUAGGCCCUAUGUAAAAGUAAAAGCAAUAAUACAAAAAAAGCAGAAUUAAAGUGAAAGUGAAGAAAGAAACAAAGUGAAACAGAAAUUCUGCAACGAGACCUCAGAUUGACUUGACUAGUCAAUUUUCAUUGGCUCUGUAGUCGUCCCAAUAGUCCAGUUUUCAGUUCGUCGCGGCCUUUGAAUAGAAACACUGAAGACUUCAUUUGCACAGAGUUAGCCUUGAUCAAAGGUAAAUAUAUUCACAAAUUCUAAACCAGCAUAAAUGAAUCCUCAGUGCCUCUGGGCUUUUUUUUUUUUAAACGGUGAGAGCUGCCACCCAAUAAAGUGAAACAAAAAUUACCGUCCAACGGUUUAUAUUUGCAACGCUUAACGUAACGCGCGGGAGAUGCGUCAGGCAGGAAGAAAUAUGUCACCCUGCUCAUUGCACCUAUCCAUCAUUUAAGGAGCUUUCCAGGUCAAUAGGAGUACUAUUUUCCGAUGUGUCCGCAACGCCACGCGCAGAUCAUCAAUUCUAAAGAUCUGGUCUAAUGAAUCCAUGAGUAUAAUGGAUCUUUUAAAUGUAAAUUUGAUUUUGUAAAGACAUGAGCAUAACACCAUCUUAUUCCGUUUCCGAAGCACUAGUUCUACGACACCAAAUGCUGACAGCUCCUUAAUUGAGACAAUAAAGUUCAUGCUGCGGCGUCAUCCUGAGAGGCGAGCACGUAGUUGUUACAGGUCAAAAUUUAGUUCAGGUUAAAAUUUUUGACCUAGGUCGAUUCCCAAUUUCCUUUGUCUCCUAGCCCCAAUUCAUGAAUAACCAGGGCUAGGAAACAAAGGAAAUUGGGAAUCGACCUAGGUUAAAAAACAUUAACCUGAAUAUAAUUUUGACCUGUAACCACAUAUUCACUCACACCUUAAAACGGAGAUCGUAUGCAAGUGACUUUUACUCUUAAUAAUUAGCAGGGUAUGAAAAUCUUGAUUUCGGUCCUGCUAAACAUGCGGAGAGUAGUUACAUUAGAGGUAAAACGAAACGGGGUCAAUAA
This is a messenger RNA of Porites lobata, 1624 nucleotides long. NCBI's taxonomy places the organism in Eukaryota, Metazoa, Cnidaria, Anthozoa, Scleractinia, Poritidae. The record is from the annotation of a GenBank genome assembly.